AAACUAGUAAUUUAACCAUAAAAUAGCAACUCUUUUUCCCUUUUCUUGAAUUCAACUUUCCCCUUUAUCUUUUCUACCUCAAUUCUUCUUCUUCUUCUCCCAAUCUUCUUUAUAUAUACUCAUUUUCAUAUCCAUUAUCAGGACUCUCUUCUAACCAAACCCAAGAACAGAGUCCCCACAACAACACAAGGUUCCAAUUCCAUUUUCAUCAUCGGAAAACCCACAUUACAAACAACAAAAGGGAUACAAAAUUGAAAACCCUUUUUCAUUUCUUAUGGACUUGUUUGCCAUUUUCUUUUUCUUCUCUGUUUUCUUAACUCUCCAUGGGUCUUUUGGAGCUAAAUUUACAUUCGUCAACAAGUGCGAUUUUACAGUUUGGCCAGGAGUUCUCUCCGGCGCCGGCAGCUUGAAGUUUGACACCACCGGUUUCGAGCUUCGAAAGGGGAGUUCGAGAUCUUUUCAAGCGCCGGCGGGCUGGUCGGGUCGCUUCUGGGGUCGAACAGACUGCAGCUUUGAUGGCUCCGGGCGUGGGGUUUGUAAUACAGGGGAUUGUGGGUCGGGGGAAAUUGAGUGCAAGGGCGCUGGAGCAGCACCACCAGCAACUCUGGCGGAGUUCACUCUUGGAUCGGGGAGUUCGCCGGAUUUCUACGAUGUGAGCCUGGUGGAUGGGUACAAUUUGGGGAUGAUAGUUGAGGGGACGGGUGGAACAGGGGCAUGUGGGUCGACGGGGUGUGUGACGGACUUGAACAGGCAGUGUCCAUUGGAGCUUAGGACGGAGAAGGGAGGGGCGUGUAGAAGUGCGUGUGAGAAGUUUGGGACGCCGGAGUAUUGCUGUAGUGGGGCGUAUGGUUCACCGGCGACUUGUAAGCCGUCGAAAUACUCAGAGAUAUUCAAAUCGGCUUGUCCGAGAUCGUAUAGCUAUGCGUACGAUGAUGCCACCAGUACUUUCACUUGCUCCGGCGCCGAUUAUACUGUCACAUUUUGCCCUUCUUCUCCAAGCUUAAAAUCAUCGACCGAUUCGCCACCAAAGACGACGACGGGAACUACUGGGGUGGUGGCACAAACGACGAUGCCACUACCGGAAAGUUCAUGGCUAGUAGAUAUGGCCAUGGGAGGCUCAACAAGAACUCACCAAGUUGAUGUGUCUUUUCUUUUGUUUGUGUUAAUAUUUGGAAGCUCUUUGGUUUUCUUCUCAUCUUAGCACUAAAAUUCAAAGUCCCAAGAGAGGAUGAUUUUGGAGAAACAAAUGGAUUCAAAUUUCAUUAUCUCACCAAAAGAAAACCCCCAUAAUUUCUAAUCAUUAUUUUUUUUACUAAAACAAACCCAUUUAAUUUCACGUCUAAAAAAAAGGAUAAUUUUGAUCCUAAUUCAGUAGUUACAGUGAUUGUUUUUCUUUCAAGAUGAAGAAUCUGUAUAAACAUCAUGUCAUUAAGUUAAUUUAAGGCAAAAGUGAGAGAGUCAAAUAACUGUACUGAAGAAAUUACGUAAUUGUUCAUUCAAACGUAUCUUUAUCA
Messenger RNA from Cucumis sativus (cucumber), 1514 nucleotides. RefSeq names its product thaumatin-like protein 1. The coding region runs from base 275 to 1201 and encodes 308 amino acids. Lineage: Eukaryota; Viridiplantae; Streptophyta; Magnoliopsida; Cucurbitales; Cucurbitaceae. Gene Ontology annotation, biological process: defense response. Gene Ontology annotation, cellular component: extracellular region. The record is from RefSeq and is a predicted model, not a curated record. The transcript is spliced from 3 exons.